Molecule: messenger RNA, 924 nt
Organism: Myotis davidii
Lineage: Eukaryota; Metazoa; Chordata; Mammalia; Chiroptera; Vespertilionidae
Gene: CCNP
Product: cyclin N-terminal domain containing 2
Exons: 6
Biological process (GO): mitotic cell cycle phase transition; regulation of cyclin-dependent protein serine/threonine kinase activity
Cellular component (GO): centrosome; cyclin-dependent protein kinase holoenzyme complex; nucleus
Molecular function (GO): cyclin-dependent protein serine/threonine kinase regulator activity
Source: RefSeq, a predicted model, not a curated record
AGGAGCGCCUCCCCAGGACCCCCGGAAAGGCCCCCGGGACGGUGCGCGCCGCUGGGGCUGCAGGAGGCGCUGAGCGCGCUGGGGCUGCAGGGAGAACGCGAGUACGCGGGGGACAUCUUCGCCGAGGUCAUGGUGUGCCCUGCGCUGCCCCAGAUGGCCCUGCCCCGCACCGUGACCCCAGAGAUGCGAGCUCUAGUGGUGGACUGGCUGGUCCAGGUGCACGAGUUCCUGGGCCUGGCGGGGGACACGCUCUACUUGGCUGUGCACCUGCUCGAUUCCUACCUGCGCUGCAGCCGGGUGCGCCUACACCGCCUGCAGCUGCUGGGCACGGCCUGCCUGUUCGUGGCGUGCAAGAUGGAAGAGUGCGUGCUUCCCGAGCCCGCCGCCCUCUGCCUCCUGGGCGCUGGCUCCUUCUCCCAGGCCGAGCUGCUGCGAGCCGAGCGCCGCAUCCUGAGCCGCUUGGAUUUCCGACUGCACCACCCGGGUCCACUCCUCUGCCUGGAGCUACUGGCUGCCCUGGCAGGGAGCAACCCCCAGGUGAUGCUCCUUGCCGCCUACUUCCUGGAACUCUCUCUACUGGAGGUCGAGGCCGCUGGGUGGGAGCCCAGUCGCUGCGCAGCGGCGGCGCUGAGCCUGGCGCGCCGUGUGCUCCACGUGGCGGGUUCUGGGUUGGAGCCGGCACUUUACAGCCCCGCGGAGUUGGGCCCGCUGGAGCCGUGCAUGGCCCGCGCGGUGCUCCGAGGCCCCGCACCCGGCCGUGCUGCCAUCUUCCUGAAGUACGCGAGGCCCCAGCGUCGGGGCACCAGCCUCUUCGCCGCCCGCCUGCUCCGCUGUCCCCAGCCGGGGCCCCCCUGAGCCCCGACACCCCAUCAAAAAAGUCUCAGUGUGUGUCCGUUUCCCACUUCAAUAAAAGAGUUUCUUUUA